Molecule: messenger RNA, 1381 nt
Organism: Sorex fumeus (smoky shrew)
Lineage: Eukaryota; Metazoa; Chordata; Mammalia; Eulipotyphla; Soricidae
Gene: RXRG
Product: retinoid X receptor gamma
Exons: 10
Coding region: 10-1380 (456 amino acids)
Biological process (GO): positive regulation of transcription by RNA polymerase II; retinoic acid receptor signaling pathway; response to retinoic acid
Cellular component (GO): nucleus; RNA polymerase II transcription regulator complex
Molecular function (GO): nuclear steroid receptor activity; retinoic acid-responsive element binding; nuclear receptor activity
Source: RefSeq, a predicted model, not a curated record
GUGGGCAGCAUGUAUGGAAAUUACUCCCACUUUGUGAAGUUUCCCACAGGCUUCGGCCCCCCCAGCCACGCCGGCGCCACGUCCAUGAGCCCGUCGGCCGCUCUGCCCCCCGGGAAGCCAGCGGGGAAGCCCCCCAGUUACACGGACGCCCCCGUGAGCGCCCCGCGGGCCCUGAGUGCAGGGGGCACCCCGCUCAAUGCCCUGGGCUCUCCGUACCGGGUCAUCACCUCCGCCAUGGGCCCGCCCUCGGGGGCCCUGCCCGCACCCCCUGGAGUGAACCUGGUGGCACCUCCUGGCUCACAGCUCAGUGCCAGCGUGUCCGAGGACAUCAAACCCCUGCCCGGGCUGCCGGGCGUCGGGGGCCUGCACUGCCCCGCCAGCAGCCCUGGCUCCCUGGUCAAGCACAUCUGCGCCAUCUGCGGGGACAGGUCGUCAGGGAAGCACUACGGGGUGUACAGCUGCGAGGGCUGCAAAGGCUUCUUCAAGAGAACCAUCCGGAAGGACCUGGGCUACACGUGCCGUGACAACAAGGACUGCCUCAUCGACAAGCGCCAGCGCAACCGCUGCCAGUACUGCCGCUACCAGAAGUGCCUGGUCAUGGGCAUGAAGCGCGAGGCUGUGCAGGAGGAGAGGCAGCGGGGCCGGGAGCGGGCGGACGGCGAGGCCGAGGGCGCCGGACACGAGAACAUGCCCGUCCAGAGGAUCCUGGAGGCAGAGCUGGCCGUGGAGCCCAAGACGGAGGCCUACGGCACGAUGAGCGUGGAGAGCUCGACGAACGACCCCGUGACCAACAUCUGCCACGCGGCGGACAAGCAGCUCUUCACGCUGGUGGAAUGGGCCAAGCGCAUCCCGCACUUCUCGGACCUCAGCCUGGAGGACCAGGUCAUCCUGCUCCGUGCAGGCUGGAACGAGCUGCUGAUAGCGUCCUUCUCGCACCGGUCGGUCUCGGUGCAGGACGGCAUCCUGCUGGCCACCGGGCUGCACGUGCACCGCACCAGUGCCCACAGCGCCGGCGUCGGCUCCAUCUUCGACAGGGUCCUCACUGAGCUGGUCUCCAAGAUGAAGGACAUGCAGAUGGACAAGUCAGAGCUGGGCUGCCUGCGGGCCAUCGUGCUCUUCAACCCCGACGCCAAGGGCCUGUCGAACCCCUCGGAGGUGGAGAUGCUCCGGGAGAAGGUCUACGCCACGCUGGAGGCCUACACCAAGCAGAAGUACCCGGACCAGCCCGGCAGGUUCGCCAAGCUGCUCCUGCGCCUGCCCGCGCUGCGCUCCAUCGGCCUCAAGUGCCUUGAGCACCUGUUCUUCUUCAAGCUCAUCGGGGACACGCCCAUCGACACCUUCCUCAUGGAGAUGCUGGAGGCGCCCCUGCAGCUCACCUGAG